Messenger RNA from Cyprinodon tularosa, 1211 nucleotides. It is a transcript of the gene camk2n1a, whose product is annotated as calcium/calmodulin-dependent protein kinase II inhibitor 1a. Gene Ontology annotation, biological process: negative regulation of protein kinase activity. The transcript has 2 exons. Gene Ontology annotation, molecular function: protein kinase binding; calcium-dependent protein kinase inhibitor activity. The record is from RefSeq and is a predicted model, not a curated record. Bases 290 to 529 code for a protein of 79 amino acids. Lineage: Eukaryota; Metazoa; Chordata; Actinopteri; Cyprinodontiformes; Cyprinodontidae.
CGCCUGGGUUUCCUUUAUGAUCCCGGGAUCUCCCACAUCCCUCGCCAGACAUCAGCCAGCAGCACCACUGAACGCAGCUCCCUCCCUCCCUCUCUCUCUCCUUCACGCAUAAACACCAUCUCUGGCUGCAGCUGCACCGCAUCCACAGACCUCCCCGCACCGGGCUCCAACCUAAGAGAAGAGAAUAACGGCUGCAACUCGCACCAAAGGGGAUCUACAGCAACUCUUCCGAGGAGGGAAGACUACUUUGUGUUGCCUUUUCUUCCUUUCCUGUUCUACCCUUGCCGCGAUGUCCGAAGUGCUGCCAUAUAACGAGGGGAAAAUGAGCGGCUACGGAGCGGACAGCGAGGUCAGCCAGAUGUCCUUUAGCUGCGGACUGCAGGACUCAAAUGCCUUCUUCGCUGCGUCGCAGGCGAAAAGACCCCCAAAGCUGGGACAGAUCGGCAGAGCCAAGCACGUGGUCAUCGAGGACGACCGAAUAGACGAGGUCCUGAAGGGAAUGACGGACAAGUCCUCACCCGGCGUGUAAAGCGUCUCCGAUGGCCUUGCAGACUUUUUUAAUUUUCGAUCACCCGAUUUGAAGCACUUGUCGGCUGUGCAUGUUCGAGGAUUGCAGGAGAGAGGGAGACAGAUGAAAAUUAAAAACAUGGGCAGCUCUGAGCAAGAAUGAGGAUGAUAAAAGGAGGAGAGUGGGGAAAAAGGAGGGUAAUGGACAAGGCUUUGAGGGGGAAAAAUAGACAGAGGUGAAGAAAGACUGGUGGACUCUAGAGGAAGGGGAAUAAAGACCAAGUUUUAUUGUGGGAUUGCUGGCAAUUCUUCAUAAGAAUCCCGAUUUUAACUAUGUUGAGAUGGCUGCUGUGUAUCUCAACCUCUGCUGACUUAAAAUGAUGGAUUAACUUGUCAUUUUUUCUUCACGAUCAUCUCUUUCAGUUGUUCUUUUCCAGAAAUAUAUAUAUAUCUAUAUAUACAUAAAGAAGCGCUGUAAACAACAAAAGACUGCAACUAUAGAGGGCAAAACUAAAUCCGGCCCUAUUUCAGUAAGUUGUACAAUAGGUAAAGCUAUAAGCUCUUAAACGACCCCCCUCCCUGUUCCUUUCUCAGCCCUUUAGGCUUUGUUUUGUUGAUCCAAUCAGCCACGAAUUUUAAGGGAGCUGUCCUUUCAGCACUGAUCUAAUGCAUCCCCUGUUGCUGCUAAUACUUUUACAGAAAAA